AUGCGUGCAUUCGUGGUGUUAUCAUUUGUUGUGUGUUUGGUUGUUGCAAAGCCACAGUACAGUGGAUAUAAUUAUGAACCACCGACGGCUUAUCAAACAAGUGGAUUACAACAACAAUAUUCGCUAACAGCUGCCACAGCAGUAGCUGUGCCACAGACUCAGUACACUCAACCACAAUCGUACGCAGCAUAUCCUUCCCAAGGUCAAUAUUACCAAUCAUAUCCGACUGUAGCUGCACCACUUCAACAGCAAACCGCAUUUGCAAGCGCUGGCCAAUCAGCCAUUCAAUUCGAUCAAACGUCGUAUACAAGUGCAAACGCAGCUCCUCUUCAACAAACUGCAUAUGCAAGCGCAGACCAAACUCAAUUCCAACAAGCUUCAUACGCAACGGCCAAUCCAGCACCACUUGAGCAAACGUCGUAUGCGGGUGCAAGCCAAGCUCAAUUCGAUCAAACUCAAUUCCAACAAGCGUCCUAUCCAAGCGGAAGUCCAGCACCAUUUGAGCAAUCGUCAUUUGCCAAUGCAGGUCAAGCUCAAUUGCAACAAGCUACAUAUGCCACGGUGGGCCCAGCACCACUUGAGCAAUCAUCGUAUGCGGGUGCAAGCCAAGCUCAAUUCGAUCAAACUCAAUUCCAACAAGCGUCCUAUCCAAGCGCUAGUCCAGCACCACUUCAGCAAUCGUCAUUUGCCAAUGCAGGUCAAGCUCAAUUGCAACAAGCCUCAUACGCAAUAGCCAGUCCAUCACCACUGGAACAAUCGUCGUAUGCAAGUGCAGGUCAAACUCAACUCGAUCAAACGCAAUUCCAACAGACUGCAUACUCAACCGCAAGUGCACCUCUAGAGCAAACGGCCGGAAAUCAAUUGGCCUUGCCAUUGCCAACAGCCGCUUCGUAUGAAACACAAGGAGGAUUCCAACCAAGUCAAGGUUUCCUUCCUCAACAAGAGCCAACACCUGCAACGACCUUCAACGGAUUAAGUGGAUUUACUGCACAACCACAAGUAUAUCAAUCACAACCACAAGCCUAUUCAAAUGGAGCCGCCUAUGAUCAAUCACAAUUUUUCAACGUUGGCGCUUCCUACGCCAGCAAUGCCAAUUUCGCACAAUUGCAACAAUAUUCAGCACAAUUGCCUCAGGCCGUCGGUCAACAACACACUACAAGCGGUACAUUGGAUUCAUUCAACAUUCAAUCGACAAUGGGACCAAAUCCUGCUGAUAUUGCACCGGCCGCUCCAUCACCGUCAGCCGCACCACAACAACAACAACAACAACAAGACGACGCUCAAUAUGCAGCAGAACCACAACAGCCACAGCAGCUACAACGAGAACAACCACAACAACAAUUACAACCACAGCCACAACAAGAACAAUUUCCACCUCAGCAGCAACAAGAACAAUUUCCACUCCAACAGCAAGAUGAACCAGCCCAACAGCCACAACAGCUACCGGGUCCAAAUCAGUCACAAAACGUACUACCAAUUGAACAAAUUGCACCAGAACCAAUUCAAGCACGGCAAAGAAGCCAACCACAACAGCAACAACAACAAGGACCAUUUACAACCAUUCAAAAACACAUCUAUGUACACGUACCACCACCUGGUUUUGAAGAAGAUGACAAACAAUUGCCCGCAGUCGCUCCAGCAUUGGCUAAUAAAAAACGCUACAACAUUAUUUUCAUCAAGUCACCAAAUGUUCAACGCCCAACAUUGAUUCAACAACAACAAAGCGAAGACAAAACCAUUGUAUACGUUUUGGUGAAGAAACCAGAAGAUAUUACUCAAGUCAUACAACCGCAAACUAAACACGACAAACCGGAAGUAUUCUUCAUCAAAUACAAGGCUCAAACCGAACAAACACCAAUUGAAGCCGAACAAAACGGAGACGGAUCUCUUCAACAGCAAUCCGAACAAACUGACGAUCAACUUAACGAAGCAAUUGUCGUUGGAGAUCGAUCGAAACAGCCAUCGCAAGCUCCUCAAUUCCCAGCGUUGGAAGGAAAGGAAGCUCAAGCUUUAUUGCGCGAAGAAGAAGAACCACAACGUGAAGAGUAUCAACAACAACAACAACAACAACAACAGCAGCAACACGCAUUGCCAGUACCCGCACCAUUACCAAGCAGAGCACCUGCAAACGCAGGCAUUUCACCACUGCCAAUCGACUUUGCACGCAUUCCAGCCGCUUCAUCACCAGCACCACCACAAAAUUACCUGCCACCACAAUAA
Molecule: messenger RNA, 2220 nt
Organism: Sitodiplosis mosellana (orange wheat blossom midge)
Lineage: Eukaryota; Metazoa; Arthropoda; Insecta; Diptera; Cecidomyiidae
Exons: 2
Coding region: 1-2220 (739 amino acids)
Source: RefSeq, a predicted model, not a curated record